Aspergillus bombycis is the source of this 567-nucleotide messenger RNA. Its product is annotated as aldolase. The record is from RefSeq and is a predicted model, not a curated record. The transcript has a single exon. Gene Ontology annotation, cellular component: cytoskeleton. Gene Ontology annotation, molecular function: actin filament binding. Lineage: Eukaryota; Fungi; Ascomycota; Eurotiomycetes; Eurotiales; Aspergillaceae. Bases 1 to 567 code for a protein of 188 amino acids.
AUGCCACCGGCUACUGUUAUGGAAGACCCCAUUAACCACUCGCAGGCCAGCUCAAAAACCGAGAGGCUAGGAGCUCCUCCAUGUGUCCAGCCGAAUUUGACCUCAUCGUGGAGGCAAGACGUGCACUUUCUGAGUGACAAAGAUGGCAAAGUCGAGCUCCGCUGCCCUCCAAAAUUCAAUAACAUCAGCGACACCCGCACACACCUAAAGCAACACCUUGCUGCUGCAUUCAGGGUCUUCGCCAGACAGAGCUUUGACGAGGGUGUUGCAGGUCACAUUUCUGUACGCGAUCCGGGCAACCCAUCCCUCUUCUGGAUCAACCCCCUGUCAACGCACUUCUCCCAGAUCCGCGUCCGUGAUCUUGUCCUCGUCGGCGAGGCCGGCGAGGUCCUCUCAGACGGCGCGCAGAGCCCCAUCAAUGGUCCAGCAUUCGCCAUCCACAGCGCCAUCCACCGCGCCCGACCGGACCUCAACGCCGCGUGCCACGCACACAGUGUGUAUGGCAAGGCCUUCAGCUGCUUUGGCCGGCCGAUCGAGAUGCUGUACCAAGACGCGCUUCGCUUCUAG